AUGGGCGACGCGGCGGAACCGGGCCAGUGCGACGCCGUGCUGUUGGCGCCGCUCACUGAAGAUACCUUCCUGCACAACUUGCACGUGCGCUACAAGCAGGAUGUCAUCUAUACGUGGGUGGGCAACGCACUCGUGUCGGUGAACCCGUGCCGCGCGCUGCCGCUCUACUCGGCGGAGCUGGUGCGCGCCUACCUCGCCCGGCCGCCGUACACGCUGCCGCCGCACGUGUACGCGGUGGCGGCCGCGGCGUACCGCUGGGUGCGCGACAGGAGCGAGAGCCAGUGCAUCGUCAUCACGGGCGAGAGCGGCGCGGGCAAGACGGAGGCGGCGCGCGUGUGCCUGCAGUGCUGCGUGCUGGCGGGCGGCGCGGGCGGCGCGGGCGGCGCGCUCACGGCCGCCGGCACGCUGCUCGAGGCCUUCGGCAACGCCGCCACCGCGCUCAACCACAACGCCAGCCGAUUCGGCAAGCUGCUCGACGUGGAGCUGGACUUCAAGGGCGAGCCCGUCGGCGGCCACAUCACGCACUUCUUUUUAGAGCGCGCGAGCGGCGCGGGGGUGGCGGGCGGCGAGCGCAACUUCCACGUGCUGUACCAGCUGCUGGCCGGCGCCGACGUGGCGCUGCUCAAGCGGCUGCGGCUGCAGCGCGCGUGGGAGCAGUACCGCGUGCUGCGCGGCGCGCGCGAGUCGGGCGGGGCGUCCCCGCGCCGCGGCUCGCCGGCGCCGCCGCUGCAGCCCGACCCGCGCGCCGUCUCCGCCGACAAGGACCACUUCGCGUUCACCAAGGCGGCGAUGUGCGCGCUGGGCUUCGGCGGGGGCGAACGCUCCAGCCUGCUGCGACUGUUGGCCUUCCUGCUCAAGCUGGGCAACGUGGAGUUCGAGCCCGCGCACCUCAUCGACGGCGAGCUGGGCGCGAGGCUGCUGCACCGGCACGGUGAGACGGGGCCGGCGCGGGCGCGGCGGGGGGCGAGGCGGGGGCAGCUGGAGGAGGCGUGCGCGCUGGUGGGCGUGGCGGCGGACGAACUGGCGGCCGCGCUGGGCGCCGCGCCGGACGGGCCCGCGCCCGCGCCCGGCGACAGCGGGUCGGAGCGCGAGUCGGAGUCGGACUGGGGCGCGGAGGGCGACGCCGACGCCGAGGCCGCGGCCGAGUGGUGCCGCGCGCGCCGCGACCGGCUGCUGGCGGCGCUGUACGGGCGCCUGUUCACGUGGCUGGUGACGGGCGUGAACGCGCGGCUGCGCGCGGGCCGCGACGCGCGCACGCUGCCGCUCAGCAUCCUGGACGUGUACGGGCUGGAGGCGCUGGCGCACAACGCGCUGGAGCGCCUGCUGGUGAACUACGCGGCCGAG
Molecule: messenger RNA, 1344 nt
Organism: Hyposmocoma kahamanoa
Lineage: Eukaryota; Metazoa; Arthropoda; Insecta; Lepidoptera; Cosmopterigidae
Product: unconventional myosin-Ib-like
Exons: 10
Biological process (GO): actin filament organization; vesicle transport along actin filament
Cellular component (GO): vesicle; actin cytoskeleton; cytoplasm
Molecular function (GO): actin filament binding; microfilament motor activity; ATP binding
Source: RefSeq, a predicted model, not a curated record